This is a messenger RNA of Plasmopara halstedii, 1203 nucleotides long. Its product is annotated as Transmembrane protein 43 family. Gene Ontology annotation, cellular component: nuclear inner membrane. The coding region runs from base 1 to 1203 and encodes 400 amino acids. The record is from RefSeq and is a predicted model, not a curated record. Gene Ontology annotation, biological process: nuclear membrane organization. NCBI's taxonomy places the organism in Eukaryota, Oomycota, Peronosporomycetes, Peronosporales, Peronosporaceae. The transcript is spliced from 3 exons.
AUGACACAGAAAGAGGUGACGAUUGGGGCCUUGUUUCUCGUAAUUUCUGUUGCUACGACAUGUGUGUUUGAGUCUUCACUUAUUCGAAGCAUCAAGAGCUUUGAGGAAGGACGAUCCGCAGCUGUAUCACUGUCGAGUCCCCAAGUAUCGACGAGUGCUGAGGACCAACUAGUCCAUUUCUCAGGAUUGAUCACAACCACAUUGUUGGAUGGAAUUAGCCAAAAUGUAGACGAGCUUCAACUUCGGCACAGCCCAUAUGUAUUAGAUCCAAAGUUUGGCAUUAUAGUAAAAGGUGUAAAGCUACAUCGCCAUGUGGAGAUGCUACAGUGGGUGGAGACAUCUUACACUUCGACCAGCAGUACACCCGAGGACGAAGAUCGUCGGUUUGAUGAUGAUCGGGAGCGAAUUUAUAUGUACGAUUUAAGUUGGAAAGAAGAAGUGGUGGAUAGUAGUACAUUUCAUGAUAUAAGUUAUCGAAACCCUCCAUUGGAGGCUUGGAAGUACAAGUCAAUGGUUAUGAAUACGAAGAAUCUUGUGAUUGGGGAAUUUCUACUGCCUCAAGAGCUAGUAGAUCAGAUUCAACGUCGAGAUGUUGUGCACUUAGACACUUCUAGUCGUCAAAAGAUGACAAAUUUACUGGAUCGACGAAUUGGAACAACGUGGGCAACGGAAAGUGCGCUUAACAAUAUUACGGUAGAGGGAGACUUUUUUUAUUUUCGAAGCGAGACGAGGGAUCCUACUCUUGGCGACCAACGCGUGUUUUUUGAAGUGACACCCAAUUAUCCAGUGACUGUAUGUGCGAAGCAGAAAGGGAAGGAUUUGGUACCAUACAUAACUUCAACUGGUGAUUCGCUGUAUCUAUUAGAAGACGGAAUUAUGACUGCAAAUGAGCUGUUUGAUAAAAAAUCUCACGAUGAGGUGCGAAAGACCCGCUUUUAUCGGCUUUUCGCGGCCGUGCUAGGAUUCAUGGGGUUUCUAGUCCUGCGCAGAUCGCUUAUUGAACGCUUUGGAUCCGUGUUGGGUGGUAUUCAGCAGCAUUUGCUGGCUUGCACCUUAAGCAUUGCACUCACCUCUUUGGUCGUUGGAGCAAAUUGGCUUUUGUACAGACCACUGUGGGCAAUUAUGUUGUCGCUUUGUGGCUGGACGCCUCUAAUCGGUCUUUUCAUUGUCUUUCGCCCAAAACAUGGGCACAAAACUCAAUGA